This is a messenger RNA of Anopheles cruzii, 968 nucleotides long. RefSeq lists its product as uncharacterized. NCBI's taxonomy places the organism in Eukaryota, Metazoa, Arthropoda, Insecta, Diptera, Culicidae. The transcript has a single exon. The record is from RefSeq and is a predicted model, not a curated record. Bases 67 to 750 code for a protein of 227 amino acids.
UCCGACACAUCGAACGGACCGGCAACGGAAGCAACCGGAAGCUCGAAACCACCGACGCAGACGACGAUGACGACGGCGGCGAACACGACACCAAUGGAGCCUACAUCCUCGAAAACUACGGCCAACUCCUCCAAGGCCCACCGGGCGUCCCGCGCGGCCAAGCAAUCGAUAAUGGCCAACGGGCGAGCGAAAACGACCGUCGGCCGCCAUCACAAUCACUACCAUCAUAAUAACAGCAGUCAGCAGCAGGCUCAGGUCUCCGCAGUCCAGCAGCACAGCCAGCAGCACAGCCAGCAGCCAGCACCGCAGCCGCUCGGCAAGCACUACCACAUUCCGCUCGAUACGUACCAGCCGCUUCAGCCGCUGCACCUGACGAACCUGCGGUUUGCCCCGGGGCCCUGUUGCCAUCCGGUGGGCCUAUCAGCACCUUCCAGUUCGACUGCGGCGGGGCCAGCGCGGCCAAAGCCCCAGACACUCUCACUUGCGCUGCCACCGUGCAAUGGGUCCUACCUGAGCCAGCUAUCGGCGGCUUCCCUGUCGACGAAGUCUUCCCAUCAACACCAUCACGUUCUUCCGCAUCAGCCGGUCACUCGCAUUGCCACGAUCUCAUCGCCGAUGUCACCCACAUCCUGCUGCAGCCAACGACCGACCGAGCUGCAGCCGACGACACCCAACUCGGACGCCACCACACCGACCCUGGUCAAAGUGAAGACCUGGUACACGGUGACCAAGCAGGGCCUCUCGUACUGAGAACGGCGCCGUGAUCCGACCUGAGUCCUUGGAGGACGAGGCACGAUUCCGGGUUAUCGUUAACCACGUUUAGCAGGGUCCCGCAACCGCUUCCAGAACACGAUCAUAUGAGCCACUUCAUUUACAAACGAAUUUGACGAAACGCAGCGCCCAAGGGACACCCUAGAGCACACACACUCUAACCCAUCCAUCGUGAAAUUAGUGAAACGUUGACGAUG